AUGAAAAAGAAGCGCUCUCCUGCUUUAACAACUGCACACAAAGAUUUACGAUUAAUCUGGGCCAAAGAUCAUAUGACCUGGAAUAACGAAUGGCAUAAAGUUGUUUGGUCGGACGAGAAGAAAUUUAAUUUGGAUGGUCCUGAUGGUUUUUCUUACUAUUGGCAUGAUCUACGUAAAGAAGAAGAGAUAUUUUCAACGCGUGCUCAAGGUGGUGGCAGUGUUAUGACUUGGGCAUCGUUUGGCUGGGGUGGUAAAAGUUCAAUAUGCUUCAUAAAUGGGCGAAUGAAUUCAAAUGGAUAUCGAGAAGUACUAAAAAAUCAUCUAGUUGACAUUGGCAAUACUAUUGGAGGAUCUAAUUGGAUUUUUCAACAAGAUAAUGCGCCGGUUCACCGGGCAAAAGUCAAUCUUGCUUGGUUCAAGUCGCAAAAAAUUAAUGUUUUACCGUGGCCAUCAUUAUCUCCCGACUUAAACCCCAUCGAAAAUCUGUGGGGAAUAUUAUCAAGGAAGGAAGCAAAAAAAUUUAAAAUAGCUUUUCUUAUACAGUUUGAUGAGCUCUAUCCAACCGUAUAUAAAUCGUUGAAAAAGCAUGUUUUCUCAAAUUUUGAAUUUCCAUCGUCUUAUCAAUCAACUGUAAUUACAGGUUCAUUCAAAUAUCCAAAAUACGGAAUGACUAAUAUAUGGAAUUUCGGGUAAGUUCCAUUUCCUGAAAUUUAAUCUAUUUCGUUCUUUUUUAUUAUAGGUUGACCAAUAUAUAGAAUUUGAGAACGUUUAAUGACACUGAAUUUAAUAACUUUAUUGCUUAUCUUAUUAUAGAUGCAUCAAUAUCUGGUACUUUAGAUAUGCUUGAUGUUAUCAAACUUAAGAAAUUUGUUUAGCUUUUGGUUAUGGAUCGAUCAAUAUAUGAGAUGUCAGGUAAGUUUCAU
Rotaria sp. Silwood1 is the source of this 923-nucleotide messenger RNA. The record is from the annotation of a GenBank genome assembly. NCBI's taxonomy places the organism in Eukaryota, Metazoa, Rotifera, Eurotatoria, Philodinida, Philodinidae.